UCCUCCUCCUCCUCCUCCUCCUCCACAUUCCAUGUCGGCUCCCUCUGCUCGACGCGGACCAUGACGAUCUACAGCAGGUCGCUGCGAUCCCUGAUCGCCAGAAGCCCCAGGAAUUCCCGAACCUUCCUCGCCGCCGCCGCCGCCACAACCGCCGCCCCCGCCGGCGCCUCCUCCUCCUACGCGGUCCCGUCUCCGUUCACGCCGCUCUUCAUCAACCCCUUCCUCCACUCCAGCUUCCCCAACAGGUUCCUCUCUCCCCUCUCGAAAUGGAUGAUCGCGCGGCCCCCCCAGGGCCCGCUGUUCCUGUCCCUGCCCCCGUGGAAGCUCUCGCAGUCGGCGACGCCGCUCCAUCUCCGGAGCGGCGGCGGCGGCGGCGGCGUCGUCCUGCGGAAGGUCGAGGCCUUGAAUUUGAAGCUCGAUUCGCUUCGCCGGGGGCGAAGGGUCGAGGCCGCGGCCGGAAUCGGGGCGGUGGCUUUGGAGCCGAAGUUGGUGGAUCGGGGCGCGUCGGAGGAGAGGUCGAGCGAGGGUUUCGUGGAUGGGUUUGUGAAUUUGCCCAAUUUGAUCUCCAUAAGCCGUCUCGUUUCGGGUCCUUUGCUUGGAUGGAUGAUCGUGAAUGAAUGGUAUGCUGCCGCAUUUGUGGGGUUGGCUGUCUCUGGAGCAACUGAUUGGCUAGAUGGGUAUGUGGCUAGGAAGAUGAAUAUAAAUUCAGUUGUGGGUUCCUAUCUUGACCCACUUGCUGACAAGGUUCUAAUUGGUUGUGUUGCACUGGCUAUGGUACAUAAUGAUCUUCUGCCCACUGAACUUGUUGGACUGGUUGUGUUGCGAGACGUCUUUCUUGUUGGUGGAGCGAUGUACAAAAGAGCUAGCGACUUAGGUUGGCAGUGGGCAAGUUGGUCUGAUUUCUUCAACCUCAAUGGGCCUCAUCGAGAAAAGGUUGAACCUCUCUUUCUCAGCAAGGUAAAUACGGUUUUCCAAUUGGUUCUGGUUGCUGCCGCCCUCUUGCAACCCGAAUUUGGAACCCAAGAAACUCAAUCAUACAUUACAUACUUGAGCUGGUUGGUGGCGUCUACGACAAUUGCGUCCACCGCAGCAUACGGUGUGCAGCACGUGAGAAGAUCCACAUCCGUCCUAAGAAAUCGCUAGGCCUAAUUUCUCUCUACAUGACUUCAGAGAUGGUGUACAUAACUCAGAGUCGGCAAUUUCUGCAAUAUCUUUGAUCUUUCGAAUAAGGGAUUGCAGCCUCUAUUCAGAAUUCCGAUUUGCCAAAGAAAGAUGAUCAAUGGCUAGCCAUGGAAAUCUUGGCACGCGAAAACAGCGGCCAAAAAGAGGGAAGUGCAAUUAUCAGACGAAUGGAUUCCCCCUCUCUUUCCAUGAGAUCAUCUUCUUGCGGGAUUCUCCACUCGUGCACAUGGGCAUGUGUACAAAACGGACUGUAUCAGGAAGACAUUCUGAGACCAGAGCAUUUUAAUCUUGUGAACUUUUCCAUCAAUGCCAUGACUGUCCAUGGCAAAGUUGCGUCCCUAGGGGGUUUGCCCCUGCAGACAUGUCUUUGGACGUUUUGUGUAUGUUGGUAAGGACAUCAUGCGUCCUGUUCUCUCUCA
Messenger RNA from Syzygium oleosum, 1601 nucleotides. RefSeq names its product cardiolipin synthase (CMP-forming), mitochondrial. Gene Ontology annotation, cellular component: mitochondrion; membrane. Lineage: Eukaryota; Viridiplantae; Streptophyta; Magnoliopsida; Myrtales; Myrtaceae. Gene Ontology annotation, biological process: cardiolipin biosynthetic process. Gene Ontology annotation, molecular function: cardiolipin synthase activity. The record is from RefSeq and is a predicted model, not a curated record. Bases 61 to 1143 code for a protein of 360 amino acids. The transcript has 8 exons.